AUGCCCAAUCAAAACUCGGCCUUGAAAAAUGAUUUGAUUCAAGAAGAGAAAGUGAAAGAUUGUUUACCUACGAUAAUCGCAUCGACAUCUUCCAAUCCAAUUGCUGAUAUCAUUCGAAGACGAAUAGGUCUGGUAGGCCUCAAUGUUAUCAGCGAGAUAUAUUAUAGCAAUCCUCUAGUGAAGACAAUCAGUGCUCAAAUGGAUCUUACAUCCAUCGUUGAUACUGUAUUCCAAUUGUCUUACGGCGAGAUUACGGAAAUUUUUGUUUGGUGUCUCUUUUGGACUGUUGGGGUUCCAAAUAUGGUAAAACAUCAAUAUGGCUCAGAUGAAGAAUAUUCGGCUCUUACGAGUGUAUUCAAAUGUUUAAUUUGCAUCGGCACAACUGCCGAUGCGCGGAUGUGUCCGAAUUGCUCCAAGCUCUUUUGUUUUGGGUGCAUUCGCAGGUGGAUUACUCAGAUCAAAACAGAAUGUCCUCACUGCAGAUCCUAUUUGGCAUUGGACAAUUUAAUCAAUUGCAGAUUUGCAAAUGAUGUUGUUCAACAACUGGACAGCCUCAAAGUCGACGUUAAAACUUCGUGUUCAUUAGGCAAUGCUGAUAUAUGUGAGGCUCACCAUGAACGUUUGACUGUUUUCUGCUCCACUUGCGAUCACGCAAUAUGCCACAAAUGCGCACUCUUUGACGGUCGUCACGGAGAUCAUAAUUUUCGCCCUCUAGAUGAAGUAUAUAAGGAACAUUUAGAGAUUGUCAAGAAUGAAAUGGAAGCUUUGAGCAACAGACGCAGGGAAAUUCAAGCUCUUUUAAAAGAAAUUGUUAGAAAUACCAACACUUUGAAUUUGAAAAAGGAGAACCGUGUUGAGGAGAUUAAAUCCUAUUUUGAAAUUCUCCUUUUUCGUCUUGAAUCAACUCAUAGGAAGAAACUUUCUGCUCUAAACGCUCAUCAUGGUCAUUUGAGGCAGGCAAGUAAGUCUCCAGAUCUCACCUCUAUACAAAAUGAAGAUGAAGAGUAUUCAAUUCUUGACCAAUAUCCAGCUCAUAACUUGCUUGUACUGAAAAAGCGUAGUUUGUUAAAUGUUAAGUUUUCCACUAGUGUAAAUCGAAUUCGGUCUCUUAUUGCCGUAUAUUUGGCCAAUUUUCUUGUUCUCGAUCGACUAGAGAAAGGAGCGGGCUACAUCUAUCGGUUCCCGAUUGAAGAAGAGUUGCUGACCUCCCUGGUAAAUGAGGUGGAAUCUCAGCUGAAGGUGAUCUCACCUUCAAGUCUCAUAAAUCGAUCUUCCGCGCUUUCUGCAAUGUUCUCAGAGGUCCACAAUACUCCAAUGCCCAGGUUAAAUGUCGAUCCGAAUACUUACGACUUACCAAGGUAUCUUUUAGCCUUUAUUUACUUAAAACUUACCCACUCUACAUAUGAUUACCUAUCUUUAUUGUGUGAUGAUCAUUAUUUAUUUCAACCUCGGUAUAAUUGUAUGGUAGAAGAUAUCUGGAUGCGUGAAGAAUUGCUCUCAUCUCUCAACUUUAGUGAAUUGUCGCCUCAAUUGUCAACAGGCGAGUUCGUAAUCGAGAACUUCAAUAGAGUCCGACAGCAAGUUGAACCUCUCUACAGUCCACCCCUGGAGCGAGAUGGAAUAGUCUGGCGACUGAAGGUCUACCCCAAUGGCAACGGUGCAGUUCGUGGUGAGUACCUCUCGGUAUUCCUCGAAAUGACCACCGGUCGAUCCGAAGCCUCAACGUACGAAUAUUCCAUUCAACUCGUGCACCAAGGCCCGCCUCCUGUCAGUGCCAAGUGCAUUACACGUGAAUUUGCAUCAGAUUUUGCAGUGGGAGAGUGCUGGGGCUAUAAUAGGUUUAUUCAAGUCCACCUACUGGAAGCUGAAGACUACAUUUCAAGGACAAACGAUACCCUCCGGUUUAAGUAUAUGGUUCGCCCACAUUCCUACGAGGUGCAGUGUCGUGAUUUGCGCUGGAGAGUUGAGCAAUUGGAACAGGAGAAACUUCAGUUGAAAGAAAAAGCCAAGGAAUUGGAGUCAAGUUCAAGCAAUAGUUGUAAUAAUAAAGGACUCUCUUCACCGCCUUCUGCUUCGGUAAGAGCUGGCGAUAACGUUGACCUAUCGUCGGAUACUGAUGAGCACGACAAUGACAUUGACGAUGAGACUAUUCCUUCAUUUAAUUCUGACCGCUCCCCUGAAGCGUCUCCUGAUAAUGGAUCUCUUACGUGCUGUAAUGCCGGUCUUCAAUUGUGGCCGAGAUCUUAUGCUGCUUAUGCAUUAAACCUUGCUGUCUCUCAUAAUUCUUUUUACUCGUCCCAACUGCAGCCUCUAGGAGACAGUCCGGGAGAAGUAGGAUCCAAAAGCAAACGAUGCAGCCUUCCGAAGCCCUUAGCGCAGGUACCCCAAUCCUCCAAUUCUCAAGCUGAUCACGCCAACGAUCAAGUCAUUGUUGAAGGAAAUCGUAACCCUCCCCUAAUUGAUUCAUUUGAAAGUGAUGACAAUGAGGUAAAUGACAUUGAUAUAAGCAGUAGUAGCACUUCAACUGAUGGCCUCCGUAUUGAAUCCUACUUCAUUGAAGAUUACGAGGAGGGAGAAGGGGAGGAAGAUGCAGAAUUUUCUCCUCAUGAUGGGGAAGAGGAUGAAGAAGAUUCUGAAGGAUUUUCUCCUUUGAUUACUCAAAGAAAUGGAAGUAAUUCGCUUGAUGAGUAUUCAAGCGACCCAAUAAUUUCGAACACUGGUCAAAUUACGCGUCAACCAUUUCGCCGCGUUACCUCAUUCGAUCACCAACGCUGGGAAUAUCUGAACCAAGAUAUUAAUCAGAGGCCCUCUUUAAGAGGACAUGAAAAUGGACUAGUAGAUACUCAGGGAGUUAGACAAUCAAAUGAAAGUUUCUACGAUCUCCUCAGGCGAUUACAAGAUCGCCGACAAGUGCGCUCAAGAGGUAGUUUUCUGAGCGACCGCUUCGAAUACCUCUUCACGGAUCUCCAGGAUGCUGAACCCCUUCUGGUAGAUCGGAGGAGAAAUCAAAGAAGACGUCCUACCUCCGCGUCCUAUCUUCCACAAUCCUCUGCGUUUAGACCUCGGUCUUCCAAUGAACGAAUUAUGGGAAGACUAGAAACGGACCUAUUUCAAUCUAUCAGCUCCCCUCCUUCCAAUGGAGAACCUAUGACCAAUCGUUCAAGCCCUAUGGAUAUGCAUGUGAUUUUAUCGCCAGUAUCAUCUCUCUCUGCAAAUACUCGAAUGAAUUUGGAUGUCAUUGGAAGAAGAAUGCUUGAACUUGCCAAACAAAAAUAUCUCAAUAUGCCCUCCACCGCCGAAAUUGAACGCGAACUACUACAGCAAUCACUAUCUUCCGUUAACGAGAUGACUAGUGCCUCAUUGCAAGCCGAUGCAGAUGAAAGCAAUGGUUAA
Molecule: messenger RNA, 3393 nt
Organism: Rodentolepis nana
Lineage: Eukaryota; Metazoa; Platyhelminthes; Cestoda; Cyclophyllidea; Hymenolepididae
Source: the annotation of a GenBank genome assembly